Molecule: messenger RNA, 1962 nt
Organism: Pseudogymnoascus verrucosus
Lineage: Eukaryota; Fungi; Ascomycota; Leotiomycetes; Thelebolales; Thelebolaceae
Exons: 9
Coding region: 188-1945 (585 amino acids)
Source: RefSeq, a predicted model, not a curated record
CACGAACUGGACUCCGCAAAAUGAAGUCUUUAAAAGCUUCGACCGCCGCAGAUCUAAACCCCGCAAAUUUUGGGUAAACAUUGUGUUGUGGUUUGGCCAUCGGAUUGAAGCCCGUCGUUCCAUAAUAGAAGGUCUUUCAUCAUUCACUUUGGAAGCCUCUUUGGAAGCCACGUGGCAAGGAAUAACCAUGCAUUUUCUUGGCCCCAUUCUUCUACUUGCUGCAUUUCCGAGCUCGAUCUCUGCAGCAAGUCUCAUUCAACAAUAUCCAGCACUUCAAGUAGACUUGGGGUACGCCGUAUAUACAGGCGCCUUUGAUGCAUCGGCAAAGUUGAACACAUGGAAGGGAAUCCGGUACGCCGCCGCUCCCAUUGGCCCCCUUAGAUGGCAAGCGCCUCGGGCUCCCGUCACCAAUCGUACCAUCACUCCAGCCACAGAGUUUGGUCCAAUCUGCCCGCAAAAUUAUCCAUCAGUGCCGAAUGCCCCCUUCAUUCCUGGAAAUGAGGAUUGUCUCUUCCUCAAUGUUUAUGCUCCGUCAAAUGCCAUUAAACAGCCCGUCUUGGUUUGGAUCCAUGGCGGGGGCUACGGCUAUGGGGAUGCUUCCCAGGACAUGACUGAGAUCAUUGCCGCAAAUAACAAUGGCUUUGUUGUCGUCGCUCUACAGUACAGGCUCGGAGCAUUCGGAUUUUUGUCCUCGGCGGAGGUUAAGAGGAAGGGAGUUGUGAACGCCGGCCUGUUGGAUCAAGACUAUGCUCUCAAAUGGGUUCAAAAGAACAUCCAUCUGUUCGGAGGGGACAGUUGCAGCGUCACCAUUGCUGGGAAUUCGGCUGGUGCUGGAUCGGUUAUGUAUCAUGCAUUAACCAAUGGUGGCACAUCAGGAACGGCACUCUUUCAAAAUGCCAUCGUAUCGUCGCCAUAUUUGCCAGUACAAAACAACUACGAUGCAACCUUCCCUACGCAAAGGUUUUACGAUUUCUCCGUAGCCGCAGGCUGUCCGUCUUCGGGUUCUGUCUUUGAUUGCCUCCUGUCUAAAGACUCUAUGACUCUUCAGCAAGCCAGCUCUCAAAUAUCGACAACCCAGACAUAUGGCACUUGGGCCUUCCUACCCGUCACAGACGGCACGUUCAUCAAGCAGCUCCCAUCCAAACAGCUACUCGCUAAAAAAGUUAAUGGCAAGAGAAUCCUUGUCGGGAGCAACGCAAAUGAAGGGGCUCUCUUCGUACCCCCUACUAUUUCUACAGAAGCAGAUCUGGUUGCUUGGCUACAUCUCGAGUUUCCUAACGUCUCCGACGGCGAUGUGGCCAAGAUUCUCGCUGCAUACCCAAGCUCGUCUGGACCCGUCAAUCCUAAUGAUCCCAUGUUUGCAACAACUGGGCUUGGGCCAGCGACGGCCCUAAACGUUAGCCAAGUUGCGACAGGGCAGCAACAGAGAGGAAAUAAUAUCUACGCCGAGGCAACAUUCGUUUGCCCCUCGUACUGGCUAGCAUCCGCGUAUACAGGCAAUGGCCGAACCGCAUACAAAUACCAGUACAGCGUACCAUUUGGAGGCCACACCGAUGAUUUGCCCGCUGUCUUCGGACCUGCCCAGCCAAAUCAUAGUGAUAGCUUUGUGGCUGCCUUCAGGAGUAUAUGGGGCAAAUUCGUAACCACCUCCAACCCGUCCAUAUCUGCCGCCCUCGCAAGUGGAGGCCAGCCCACUACAUCAUCGGCACCUAAUCCUGUUACCAAAUUCCCGGCCUGGACGGCGUCAUCACCACAGCAGAUCAAUCUCAACAUUACGGGCGGCACGCCAUACACGGCCAUCACGUUGUUCGGCGCAACGGUAACUCAGUUUCAGGAACCAGGUUUGAAGAACGCAUUUUCCGUCGCCAGUGCGAAUACGUGGGAGGGAGGAAGGGGUACAAGAUGUGAUUUUUGGCGAACUAUAGCCGGGAAAGUUCCCAUGUAAUUAUAAUGCAUAAAGAC